Molecule: messenger RNA, 1206 nt
Organism: Hydatigera taeniaeformis
Lineage: Eukaryota; Metazoa; Platyhelminthes; Cestoda; Cyclophyllidea; Taeniidae
Source: the annotation of a GenBank genome assembly
AUGCAGUGGAUAUCGUUAGCAAACCGGACUAGAAAGAAUUUGGUUUGUUAUUUCGUAGAUGAGGUUCCAGCGGAUCAAGACACUAGCUUCUUGGGACAAUUUCUGUCUCUUGGAUUAACCACUUCAGUAUCAAUUGUGGUAGCGGCGGUCCUUUUCAUCGUUCUUUGUCUCGGUUGCAUCAUCUGCUUCUGUUGUUGUCGAAAUCGUUCCAAUACAAGAACUACCAACUCCUCUACCCCCGUCGUUCACACCACCUUCAACGGAGUCAAUCGUACAUGCAGUGGUGAAGUCAUUGCACCCAAUGUAGAUCCUUCUUCCCUUCUAAAUGGCGUUGGCAAGUCACCUGACGCCUUCCAUUCCCAGAUACUUCCACCUUCAAUUCAGCAACAACAAAUGGUGCUUCCGCCAGCAAAGUCUAUGGGUGAUCUUUUCCAUCAAACUCAGCUUUCACCCAACUCCCCAAUGCUCAGGCACUUCCAGGAGUAUCCUUCAACCCCUCAGCCGCCAACUUCGGGAUCAUGGAGCACGCAACCCAUUUGUUAUCCAACGGCUCACCAUCAACAGUGGUUUCUACAGCAACAACAAACACAGUCCCACCAACAGCAAGUCAGUCAGCAGUUGCCACUUUCGCCACAGAAUCAGGCCUCGAACCGAGCCUCUGGUUGGCUAGAGAAGAGAUAUAUGUCUGACUACUUUGUAGACCCAUUAGUCAACUUAACCAAUACGGGGUCUUGGUGUAAUUCUCGCUUUCCAUACCAACAUCCUGAGACCUCCCCACUUGUAGCUGACGGAGGAAUCGUCUACCUUGGUGAAAUAGGUGGCGGUUCUGGGAGUGGAGGCUCUCGCCUAGCCUCGGGCACCAGACGUCCUAGGCGUCGUUCCGGCCGUGCCAUGGAUACUCAGUCCUCGUCCAGUAUUGGCUGCGGCCCUUCUACCCGUGGUGCCCAAUCUGCUGAGGGUGCACCACGCACUGCGAGUAAUAGCUCGCAUUCCAUCGGCCCCUCAUGGUCCUCAAGCCGUGGCACAACCGCCAAUAAUCCCAGUGCCAACAGUAGCGCCAAUAUUUGCCCACAUCAUCACCACCAUCAUCAUCAUCGUAGACGCCGUCGACACGGUGGUGGUAGUGGUGGUAGCAGCGGAAAGCAGUCGACCCGGAAUCACUCAACCAACAGUAGUGAGAAGAUUGCUUUCCCUGUGGAGUUGUAA